GGAAGAAGCCCAAAUGCACUAAACUAUAAGAUAAUUUGUGCCCAUCUACAAAUUCCCUCCAGCAGCGUAAAACCGUGUUACAGAUAGGGAAACCGAAACCCUAAAAGGAAGGGUUGAGGGAAUCCCAAGGACAUCUGCCGGAUUGGGAUAUGGAACUACCAGCAUUGUGUUUGAAUAUCUUCUGUUUGGUCCUGCUCACACUGUUGAGCCAGGAAAAGAUGCCAGAUUCAAGCCCUUGGGAAUCCUUUUCGGAAAGUGAACUUGUCCCUGUUGGGCUUCAACAUUGAAAUGGGGUUUCAUAUAAGAUUCUAAACCAACUGAACCAAACCCAUUGCUGUCCAGCGAUUCUGACUCAUAGUGACCCUACAGGACAGGGUAGAACUGCCCCGUAGGGUUUCCAAGGAGCGGCUGGUGGAUUCGAACUGCCGACCUUUUGGUUAGCAGCCAAGCUCUUAACCACUGCAUUACCAAGGUUCCUUACUAGAAUUGUUAAUUCUCAAAUUUGGAAGAAAUUUGAGAUACCGUUUAUAGUGCUGUUGGUACAAGGAAUGUCUGAGGAACACUUCCCUCAGGUCCACCACCCGGCUGUCAGUUUGUCCUACUGCGGUGGCUCGCACACUUCCCUCAGGUCCACCACCCGGCUGUCAGUUUGUCCUGCUGUGGUGGCUUACACCUUGCUCUGAUGCUGUAGUUGCCACCAGCCCUUCAAAUGCCAACAGCAUCACCUGUGAUGGACAGAUGUCAACGCAGCUUCACAUGACUAGGAAGAAAGAACUAGGGAUCUGCUUGCAAAAAUUAGCCAAUGAAAACAUUACAGAUGAGAACACUGUAUUGUCCGACUCAACACAAACACGCCAAAAACCACAAAGAUGGUGCCAACUGGACGGCAGCUAACAGCAACAUCCCCUCAAAUUUCUGCCCCCUCUGCCCACCAUAUACAUACCUACCUACCCCCUAGACAGGUGAUUCCUGGUGAUACUCCGGAACACUUCUAAGGAGAAUGUCAGUGCUAACCUAAAACAACUACAAUGGUUAGAAAAUUCUUGUUACACCCCUCUGGUCCUAGUUCUGUCCUCGAAUGAGGAUGGGUGCAAGGACAUAAGGUGGAGAGACAGCUGUUGGUUUGCAGAAGGGCUAGAGGAAACCCUGAGCGUACCCUGCAGGUCCAGAGGUUGGUGGGACUGUGGGGUGCUGGGGCCCUGGGGCUACAGUGAUGUGCAGAGAGCAUCUUUAAAAAAGAGAGUGCCUUAAGCAUGGGAAAUCUUUGGUAGACUGGUUGGGAGCAGGGUUAAGAAGAGAAAGUAAACCAAAUCCCUUAGUUCCCUAGGGAUGCCAUAACAAGAAUACCACAAAGCAGGUGGCUUCAAAGAACAGAAGCUUAUUGUCUCAGCUCUGGAGGCUAGAAGUCAGGGCAUCGGCUCUACCAGAAGGUUCUUUCUUAUAGUUUCUGGCAGCUGUCGGCAGUCCUUGGCAUUCCUGGGCUUGUAAAUUCAUCUGCAUGUAUCUUCACAUGGUGUCUGUCUUUCCCCUGCAUCUCUCUAUUCUGCUAUUUUUAUAAGAUACCACUCAGAAGGGAUUAGGUUUAGGACCUGCUCUGUUUUGGUGUGACCUCAUAACAUGACAAGAAAACCUAUCCUCCCUAACAAGGUCAUAUUUACAGAUACAGGGGUUAGGACUUAAGCAUAAUUUGGGGGACACAAUUCAUAACACCAAAGAAUUAGGAUUGGGGGAUCAUAGAAGUAAAAUGGGAAGAGCCUUGGUGGCACAGUGGUUAAGCACUCAGCUGCUAGCCAAAAGGUCAGCAGUUCAGUAGCUUCGCUGGAGAAAAGAGCUGGCGAUCUCCCGUGAAGGUUGUUGUUGGGUGCCAUCAAGUUGGUUCUGACUCACAGAGACCCUGUGUGCAACAGAACGAAACACUGCCCGGUCCUUCACCAUCCUCACAGUCGUUGCUAUGUUUGAGCCCAUUGUUGCAGCCACUGUGUCAAUCCAUCUUGUUGGGGGCCUUCCUCUUUUUCACUGACCCUCUGCUUUACCAAGCAUGAUCUCCUUCUCCAGGUAGUGAUCCUCCUGAUAACAUGUCCAAAGUAUGUGAGAUGAAGUCUCACCGUCCUCGCUUGUAAGGAGCAUUCUGGUUGUACUUCUCCCAAGACAGAUUUGUUCAUUCUUCUGGCCGUCCAUGAUACAGUCAGUAUUCUUUGCCAACACCAUAAUUCAAAGCCAUCAACUCUUUGGUUUUCCUUAUUCUUUGUCCAGCUUUUGCAAGCAUGUGAGGUGACUGAAAACACCAUGGCUUGGGGUCAGGCGCACUUUAGUCCUCAAAGCGACAUCUUUACUUUUGAAUACUUUAAAGAGGGCUUUUGCAGCAGACAGGCACACUCUAUCCGGGGCUGCCCUACGCAGUCUUGCUCCCUUGUAUUUUUUUUCACUCAUGCUUCCCUACCCAUCUCUUAAAAUACAUUUAUGUGGCUCAAAAUAUAAAAGAUAAAAAAGGGUAUUAUGUGAAAAGGCUCUCCUACGCAUGUACAAGCCCGUGUUUGUGUGUGUGCACGCACAGCCCAUGGUGGGGGUGCACAUGUGCAUGUGUAUUUCCCCCAUAACUCUCCUGAUGCUCCGAUUGGUCCCAUCUUUCCCCACCUUCCACGCCUGAACUGGACUCCUAAACUUGGGUCAGUCUCCAGUACGACUUCCCCCAGGGUAAAAAGAAUGGGGGCUUUUAUCUGAGCGAUUCCUCUUCUCUGAGGUCCUGAGUUUCUGGCAGUCCCAGUUCUGUAAGAAUGCUGACCUGUCAGCCACCAUGCUCUUUUCCAUCCCAACCUUGACUUCACCGAGAUUCUGAGGAGCCACGACAGGGCCUCCGUAGCCGCCAAGGAAGAGGGAGACUCUGUCCUCUGUUGCUCUGUUACUAUCGCUGAGACUGCCCUGGGGCAGCUGCCAUUACCCUGGUGCAGCUUACCUUUGAUUUUAUCUUGGAAUUGUGUUAAUGCUUCUUGAUUAGAGGAGAGCUCAAAAUGAAACUUUUUUUUUUUUAAGUUUAUUGUGUUUUAGGUGAGAGUUUACAGCACAAAUUAGUUUCUCCUUCAAGAGUGUAUACACAGAUUGUUUUGUGACAUUGGUUGCAAUCCCCACAAUGUGUCAGCACUCUCCCCCUUUUCCUUUCCACCCCGGGUUCUUCUUGUCCAUUUGUACAGUUCUCCUGUCCCUCCCUGCCUUCUGGUAGUCUUUGCUUUUGGACAGGUGUUGCCCAUUUGAUCUCAUACACCUGAUUGAACUCCUCAAGCGUGCCUGUCUGAUCUUUCUGUGAAAGGUCGACUUCAGGAGUGGCUUCAGUUCUGAGGUAGCAGGGUGUCCAGGGACCAUGGUCUCUGGAGUCCCUCUAGCCUCUCUCAGACCAGUAAGUCUGGUCUUUUUUUGUGUGUGAAUUUGAAUUGUGUUCUGUAUUUUUCUCCCACCCUGUCUGGUACCCUCUAUUGGAAUCCCUUCCAGAGCUGUCAGUGGUAGCCAGGCACCAUCUAGUUUUUCUGGGCUCAGGCUGGUGGAGGCUAGGGUUCGUGUGGUCCAUUAGUCCUUUGGAUUAAUAUUUUUCUUGUGUCUUUGGUUUUCUUCAUUUUCCUUUGCUCUGGAUGGAAUGGGACCGAAAGAUGUGUCUUAGAUGGCUGCUCACAGGCUUUUAAGACCCCAGGCACUACUCACCAAAGUAGGAUGCAAAACGUUUUCUUUAUGAACUGUGUUGUGCCAAUUGACAUAAAUGUCCCCUGAGACCAUGGUUCCCAGCCUUCAGCCCCCAUAACUCGGUCCCUUGAGGUGUUUGGAUGUGUCUAGGAAGCCUGUCUGACUUUGCUUUGGUUAAGUUGUGCUGACUUCCCCUAUAUUGUGUGUUGUCUUUCCCUUCACCAGAGUUAACCUUGUCUACCAUCUAAUUAGUGACUUCCCCUCCCUACCCCUCUCCUCUCUUGUAACCAUCAGAGAUUGUUUUUAUGUACGUGUAUAAACCUUUUUUUUUUUUGGUUGUUGUACUAGUGGUCUCAUACAAUAUUUGUCCUGUUGCGAUUGAUUUAUUUUACUCAGCAUAAUGCCCUUCAGGUUCACCCAUGUUGUGAGAUGUUUUGCAGAUUCAUUGUUCUUUAUCACCGCGUAGUGUUCAUUGUGUUUGUACCAUAAUUUGUUGGCCCAUUCAGCUGUUGAUGAGCAUUUAGGUUGUUCCCAUUUUUUGCUAUCGUGAGUAAUGCUGCAAUGAAUAUGGAUGUUCAUAUGUCUAUUCGUGUGAUGGCUCUUAUUUCUCUAGGAUAUACUCCUAGGAGUGGGAUUGCUGGUCAUAUGGUAUUUCUACUUCUAGCUUUUUAAGGAAGCGUCAUAUCAUUUUCCAUAGUGGUUUUACCAUUUUACAUUCCCACCAGCAGUGUGUAGGCGUUCCAGUCUCUCCGCAACCUUGCCAACAUUUGUUAUUUUCUGUUCAAAAUGCAACUCUUGUCUCAACUCUAAUUGCUCUGCAUUCUUAGAUUGCAUUUGAUGCUGAAAAGGAAGGGCAGUUAUGUUUUUGGUGGUUCUUUUGGCCUGCAUGCAGCCUUCUGGGAUUUUUGCAUACUACCACACACCAGGGGCUUCACGAAGGCAGGGUAAGAUCAAGGUCAAGAGGCCAAAUUGGUUGAGAGACUGAGUUACUGGGGCUGAGAGCUGAGGACGAUAGUCUUGGGGGACAUCUAGGUCAAUUGACAUAAUUUGGUUUAUAAAGAAAAUGCUCUACAUCCUGCUUUGGUGAGUAGCGUCUGGGGUCUUAGAAGCUUGCGAGUGGCCAUCUAAGAUACACCUACUGGUCCCAUCACAUUUGGAGCAAAGGAAAAUGAAAAAAAACAAAAAGAAGAUACAAGAAAAACAUUAGUCCAGAGGAUUAAUAGGCCACAUGAACCACAGCUUCCAUCCACCCGAGCCCAGAGAAACUGGAUGGUACUCGGCUACCACCACCAACCACUCUGACGGGAUCACAAUAGGGGGUCCAAGACAGAGUAGGAGAAAAAUGUAGAACGUAAUUCAAAUUCACAAAAAAAGACCAUACUUGCUGGUCUGACAGACUAGAGGAACCCCUGUGAUUAUGGCCCUGGACAACCCUGCUAACUCAGAAUAGAAGCCACUCCCAAAGUCCACCUCUCAGCCAAAGAUUAGACAGGCCUAUAAAACAAACCGUAACACACGCCAGGAACGUGCUUCUUAGAUCAAUCAAGUGUAUGAGACCACAUGGGCAACUCGUGCCCAAAAGUGAAGACUAGAAGGCAGGAAGGGACAGGAAAACUAGGCGAAUGGACACGGGGAGCCCAGGGUGGAAAGGGGGAGAGUGCUGACACAUUGCAGGGAUUGCAACUGAUGGCACAAAACAAUUUGUAUAUACAUUUUUGAAUGAGAAACUAAUUUGUGUUGUAAGCUUUCACCAAAAGCGCAGUAAAAUUAAAAAAAAAAAAAGAUUGGGCUGCGGGCAGAGCUCAUGUGCAGGGUAGGUCCUUGCUGCUCUGCCGACUUAACUCCUCAUGCCUGGUGUGGACCAGUCCCCAGAAGGGACUCCUGGGUGCCUCUGAGUAUUGCAUCUACUCUCAGAAUUUGGGUUCUACCAUAAUGGGAAGAGUCUGGCUGAAUUAUGGGGGAAGUUACAAUUGAAGGGUGGGUUGCUGUAUGCCAUGAAGGUUUUGACCGAAGCUUGCUGUACACCGUGUAAGAUUUGAUGUGCUGGACUUGAGAAGGUUCUCUUGGCCCCCUUGAUGCCUGUGUGUAUCACACGGUCAAUAAAACAUCCUUAGAUUGUACAAUCCAGAGCAAAUUAUUUUUUCAUCAUAUUCUACCAGAGCUGAGUGGUGACAGGUGGGGCUGAGCGGGACUGGAUUAAAUAUUAAUGCAGCUGUAUUCACUGCCCAGAGGAGCAAGCGUCCCAGAGCCAAGGUACAGAGCUACCUGGUGGCUCCAGGCUGAGAAGCUGGUGGCCUGCAGACAUGGCCCAAUUUGCCGAGGUCCUAGAGGAGAUAGGCGACUUUGGUCGCUUUCAGAUACAGCUACUGAUACUGCUGAGUAUCCCCAACUUCCUGACUGCCUUCUACAUGUUUGCCCAGGUUUUUGUGGUCCUAGAUGAGACCCACUAUUGUUCAGUGGCCUGGGUCAAGAAUGAGACUUUCAACCUAAGUGCUGCUGAGCAGCUGAGCCUGAGCGUGCCUCUGGAUGCUGCCGGCAACCCCGAGUCCUGCCUCAUGUUCCGGCCACCCCCUGAAAACGCCAGCCUGGAGGACAUCCUGAGCCACCGCUUCAAUGAGACACAGCCUUGCGAGGCUGGCUGGGACUAUCCUGAAAACAGGCCCCCAUCCCUACUGAAUGAGUUUGACCUGGUUUGUGACCGGAAGCCCCUGAAGGAGACCUCGCAGUCAGUGUACAUGGCUGGGCUCCUCGUUGGAGCUCUCAUCUUUGGGCCCCUCUGUGACUGGAUUGGACGCAAAAUCACGAUCCUGGUGCAGCUGCUGCUCUUCGCCCUCGUUGGCCUGUCCACGGCCUUCGUGCCCAGCUUCGAGCUCUACACAGCCCUGCGCUUUGCUGUGGCCACUGCCGUUGCUGGAUCCACCUUCAGCAAUGUCACCCUACGUGAGUGUCUGGGCUCUAAGGACUUGAUCUAUGUCCAUGAUGGCAGGGUUCCAAAAGCCCAGGCUGGCCAUGGACCUCAAACUGCCUGUGGGGACCUUGUCAGGCACCCCGCACCUGAACUGGUCAUACUGGACCUUCUAGUGCUGGCACUGAGUCCCCAGAUCCUGACAGGGUGGCGUCUGGGGAGUUCUAGGAGGCCCAGUCUCAGCGUCUCUCUUCCCACAGUUACAGAGUGGGUAGGGCCCUCGUGGAGGACCCAGGCCGUGGUCCUGGCCCAGUGUGCCUUCUCCCUUGGGCAGACGGCACUGGCAGGACUUGCCUAUGGCAUCCAAAACUGGCGGCUCUUUCAGAUCAUUGGCGUCUCACCUGUCCUGCUGCUCUUCUUCUGCAUCUGGGUUCUGCCAGAAUCCGCACGGUGGCUCCUGACCCGGGAAAAGGUAGAGGAGGCGAAACAACUGAUCCAGAAGGCAGCCUCAGUCAACAAGCGGAAACUCUCCCCGGAGCUCCUGAGCCAGCUGGGUCCAGAGAAGACAGGCCCCUCAGGGACUGCCCUGGACCUGUUCCGACACCCCCAGCUCCGGAAGGUGACCCUGAUUCUCUUUUGCGUUUGGUUUGUGGACAGUCUUGUGUACUUCGGCUUGGGCCUCCAGGUGGGGGACUUCGGCCUGGACAUCUACCUGACACAGCUAAUCUUCGGAGCAGUUGAGGUGCCCUCCCGCUGUUGCAGCAUCUUCACGAUGCAGAGAUUGGGCCGCAAGUGGAGCCAGCUGGGGGCUUUAGUUCUGGUGGCCUUAUGUGUUUCUGGUGGCCUUAUGUGUUUCACCAUCAUCUUUAUCCCAGCAGAUCUGCCCGUGGUGGUCACUGUGCUGGCCGUCAUGGGGAAGUUUGCCAUUUCUGCUGGAUUUACCAUCUCCUACGUGUACUCUGCUGAGCUCUUCCCUACCGUCAUCCGGCAGACAGGCAUGGGGCUGGUGGCCAUCUUCUCCAGGAUCGGGGGCAUCAUCACACCACUUGUGGUCCUACUGGGAGAGUACUAUGCGCCCCUCCCUAUGCUCAUCUAUGGCAGCCUCCCCAUCGUGGCAGGCUUACUCUGUAUCCUGCUACCAGAGACACGUGGACAGACCCUGAAGGACACCAUUGAGGACCUGGAGUCUGGUCCCAACCUGGUGAGAUGCUUCCUUUCUCUGCAGUUCAGGACCAGGGCCUCACAUCAGUGGCCCCUCUCCCAGAGGCUCAGGCCUCCACCUCACUGUUAGUCCAUCAUUGCUUAGAGGCUAAGUGUGGAUCCCUCUGGAACCAUAGUCCUCUGACUGGCUUUGGGUCAGAUUCUCCCUUACUUUGGGCAGGGGAAUGGUGAGGGACACUGCCAUGGGACCAGUUUCUGGGCACCCAGUGACAGCCUUCUACUCCCUCUAGAUGUCUGAAGCCAGCACCCUCAGAAAGGAGAACAAAAACCACAAGAAGAGCUUCCAGGACGAGGGGGUGACCUCUGUGAGCAGCACUUCUGAUUCUAGCCAGUAAAAGCCAGACAGCAGCAGGGGACCUGCCUAAACAUCCCCUGGAUAUGCCCAGGACCUGUGAGGACCAGGGCCAAGGCCAGGCUUGCUUAUGGAGGCAGGGCACCAUGAACCCAACCCACACUGCUGAGCCCACUGCUAAGCCCAAAUUCAGAACCAUCAGAGACGCGCCCCCACCCUUCUUCACCUUUCUCAUCUCCAGAGCCCCGAUCAGGCAUCCCAUCUCCAAUACCCUGGGUUAGCUUCUGGGUUGUGUCUUGGGCUUAACAUGUUCUCUGCUCAUCUUGUGGGGGUAUGGCUUUCCCGAUCCUUUCAAUCUGGAGUCCUCCUACCCCACACCCAGAACAGAACACCUUUCCAGGUAUGUGGGAACAGGAGGAGGAUAAAUUUGAAAUUGUGGACGCUAUCAAGGCAGGUGGAUGAAGAGAAGAUUGUGGUUCCUUCUGGUGCCUGGACCAGGCCCCUCUGGCUAAGAUGAGGCCCCACAGGACAUUUGAUACUCUUGAGAGAAAACCCCAUGUCGGCUCCAAAUCAAAGCUUCAGUCUUGCACUCUGUUCAAGAACCCUCCACCCAUUUAGCCCAAGCUUGGCUCCUGUCUAAGCUCUGUGUAGCUCAGGGACCAGCAAGCAGUGGGGAAGGAGAGAGAAGGGGUUUGUUCUGCUUCUUGCUCACCCCUGCCCGCCUCAAGCUCUGUUGCACCUGGCUCCCCCAGGGCCCACACAAAGUGAGGGAAAAGGAGAGAGGUCUUCACUUAACUGCUGCCAUUGGUAGCUUUCUCCAGGCUUAUACUAGCUGAUCGUCUGUCAGUCCAUUGUGGCAGGUUUCCAAAAACUGGUUCUUCCAUGGUGGCAUACUUGUGGGUUUUCAGAGAUCCUCUCAAGACCUCUGCAUUUUUCUUUAAUAUAAGCAGUAUACUCACAACUGAACUCUUGGGACCCCUUUUCAGCUUCUGCCCCCAACAUUGCUCCUCCUAUACUGCGGCAUUCUCUUACCUUAGAAGACAGCCCAGGGGGUGAGGUCCCAUCAAGCUAUGGGAAGCCUACAAGAACACCAUGCGUUUUUGCCCCAUCUGAUUAUGGAAAAAGCUUACCAACCACUGCUCCCACAAGGUCUGAGGCAGGGCAGGGCCUUGAUAGAGUCACCCACAUCAGUUCAGGAAGAGUCCAGCUUCCCAGUACCCAGAGUGUGCCCACGACCUCCCUGGGGCUAGCCCUCACCCUUGUAGGGUGGAGGUGGUGGCCCCUGCUAGGCCCUGUCCACCUAACUUCUUGCUUUUGCUCUUCAGAGAUCAAGACAAUAGGGACUGUCAGCUCCUGAGCAUUCAGUCAAAGUGCGUCAAAGGACCCGGUGUCUAUUCAAUUCCUCAGCCUCUUAUCAAGGGAGACAGAAAUAACUUCAUAAUUUUUCACAAAGAUAAUUACCAUCUGUAGCUGGUACGAGUGUUAUGUCUGUAAACUCAUGUCUUCAGGAAAUACUAUGUUUCUUUAAAUUAUACUAUGAGCUUCCAUCUCACCGAGCUGAAAGGAAGUUCAACCUCGGCCAUUAUUAUUGGGGCGCUCUUCCACCCAGAGAUUGGGGUCUCAUGUAAGCAAGGCCAAGGAGUGCUCCCUGCCCUGGUCAUCGGUCUCGCUGAUAGUGGAUACCCUCUGUGCCUGCCUGCUCAGGCCCUCCAGCCCCAGAAGUGCUGUUGCUUCAGGCCAGGGAGCUCUGGGGAGUCUGGGGGGCCUAGGACCAGCCACUCGGUAGACCACAGAUGCCUGGAGGGAGGCUUUGUGAAAGCUGGAGGGUCAGGUUCUUCAAACACCAAGCGGAUUUCACUGCUGAGCCCCCAAAUAAGUGAAAAUUGAAGCUGUACAAAAUGGGCAUACAAACCCAUUGCCGUGGAGUCAGUUCCAACUCAUAGCAACCCUAUAGGAUAGGGUAGAACUGUCCCAUAGAGUUUCCAAAGUUGUCGUCUUUCUGGGAGCAGACUGCCACAUCUUUCCUUCUCAGAGUGGCUGGUGGGUUCGGACCACCGACCUUUUGGUGCGCUGCCGAGUGCUUUUACCACUGCACCACCAGGGCUCCUUAAAACAGGCAUAAAGAGGUUCAAAACCUGAGUUUCCCCAUGAUAAAUACUUUGAUGGCUCUAUACUGAAGUAUCAUUUCAAAACCAAAUUCUUUUCAAAACCAUUUUUUCAACGUUUUGGUGCCCCGGUUUUUCCAUUACCCUGGGCACAUGUGGCAUCUGCUGACCGUAUCAGGCAGGCCUGAGUCCCAGCUUCUGCAGUUGUUCAUUUUUCCCUCCGAAGCUUAUCGGGGCAGCAUCCUGAAUGGGGUGAGGAGGAGAAAGCUCUGUCGCUGCAGCAUCAGGAAGCAGAGGCCCGGCCGUGAGCUGCUGGGGCUUGAAGUCUGCUGGGUCUUGGGCUGCUCAGAGGGCGGUAUCUGAUGGUGAAUGACCCCUUUCUGAAAUCUGCUCUGUCUGGCUCCCAUGGGUCAGCUCAGCAGGAAAGGACAAGGCUUUCUCUUCCCCAGCAAGGGGCCAUCAGUUCCUCUCCCAAGUCCGCUGUGUACCUGGCCCUGUGCUGGCCCCCUGUCUCCCCCUCACGCACAGACUGGAGCGCUGUACCCCUAAGCCAGCAGAAGGGCUAUGGGGGAGCUGGGGCACCUGCAGGCAGAUCUGACCAGUGCUGUUGGCAGCAAGGUAUUGCAGACGGACAGACAGCAAGGAAUGUGGGCAGGGACAAGCCACUUCCAGUGAUGACAUCAGGAAGGCUUGAGAGACAGCUGACCACAGUUCUAUUUGGAAAGAUGGGGAGAAUUACCCUAAGUGGGGAUGGGCUCCCCAUACAAAGGCACAGGGACUAGAGCUCACAGCGCUGGCUCAUGUGGAGACCAUCCUAGCCUUACCUCAUUCUGUCCCUAGGGGCUGUGGCCCGUCCUGCCCCUGAAGCGAAAUGCUGCUCCUCACCAUUCCCACCCCACCCUGAGAACCUCGCACCCCAUUGUGACACUACUCCCCGACCACCAAUGGAACCCAAGGGUUCUGCUUCCGAGGGUCCGACUGGGCCUGGAUUGUGGUCAGGUGGACCCUGGCUUUGGCUUGUGGUCCUGUCUCCAGGGAGGAGGGUCCGGAAGGGUGUGGAAGGUGGCAAUUGUGAUGACACCCAGCAAUUGUGGGGCAGCGUUCUCAGCACAGAUGUGGACAGGAGCCUGCCUGGGCUUGUUCGGCUGUAGGGAAUCUGUGGAAAGACCAGGUCAGCCUCACAGGAAGCGUGAGUUUGCAGGUGUGGCAUCUGGCCAUUUCCGGCCCUCAGGUAGAACGCUGCUCCUGGCCUACACUCCCCUUAUCCAGGCCUCAGUUUCCUUUUUUGUACAUCGAGAACCAACUGCCUGGGGCACGUGGACCUGGCAGGGGACCUUUGGGAUGAUUUGAGGGAGCAAGUGUUCAGGGUUUUGCAGACCAUCAGGCCCCUGCAGGUACCCAGUUGAUGCCUUGGGGAGACCUAAGGGACGCUCCCAGGAGAGGCUGGUAAGCUGGCUCCAGGUCUGGAAGCCAGAGCUCUGUGAGGGGGCAAAGACCUCCCUCCCUUCCUGGGAAGUUUCUCUCGUCCACUCCAACUCCCCUGUGACCUGACACACCUACACUCUGUAUCAGUUUCCUAUCGCGGCUGUACUAAACCACCACAAACUUAGCAUCUGGAGACAACGGGAACUUACCAUCUUAUAGCUGUGGAGGUCAGAGGUCUGAAACGGGUCUCAUUGGGCUAAAAUCAAGGUGUCAGCAGGGCUGUGCUUCUGGAGGCUCCCGGGGAGAAUCUGCUUUCUUGCCUUUUCCAUCUUCUAGAGGCCGCCUGCAUUCCUUGCCUUCUGACUCCCAUCUUCAAAACCUCCAUCUUGGCUGGUCACAUCUUUCUCACAUCGGAUCACUCUGACACUUAUUCUUCUGCUCCUUCAUCCACGUGUAAAGGACCCUUAUUACUACACAGCCUUGAAAACCCUGUGGGGCAGUUCUGUCCGGCACACGGGGUCGCCACGAGUCUGAGUUGACUCUACGGUUACUAACAACAUGAUUACAUGGGGCCCACCCACACAAUCCAGGAUAACCUUCUUAUCUUAAAGCCAGCUGGUUACCAACCUCCAUUCCCCCUUGCUUUGUAAUAUAACAUAUAUUCACAGGUCCCAGGGGUUAGGACAUGGACAUCUUGGGUAGGGGGCUUUAUUCUGCUUGCUCACCCCACCGCCCCCAUCAACAUUCAUGUGCACUUUUCUAGUAUUCUCUUGUACAUGUCCUAUUCCUGCUGAGAUCAGGGAUCCUGAAUUUUGGGGGCAAGCAGGAGGCACAGAUGAAUGAAAAGGGCUAUGUGUAGGAGACAAAUGAUGCUGGACCUUGGCCUCCUGUUGGAAUAAAUCAGUAGUAAUGAGCCAUGUGGUAAGCAGAGUAAUCCUCACUAUAAAGAGAGAGCCCCUACUCAACGUUAACCAGUUCUUGCCAUGUGGGAGUUCUGACCCAGUUGGUUAAACUUGAAGAAGAAAAUCCUGAACUUAUGUGAAAUCUGUUGGCAGCUAAUUCAGCUCUAGGACACCAAAAAAAAAAAAAAAAC
Messenger RNA from Loxodonta africana (African savanna elephant), 12710 nucleotides. RefSeq names its product solute carrier family 22 member 13 (gene SLC22A13). Gene Ontology annotation, biological process: transmembrane transport. The transcript has 9 exons. Gene Ontology annotation, cellular component: membrane. Bases 5973 to 7865 code for a protein of 630 amino acids. The record is from RefSeq and is a predicted model, not a curated record. Gene Ontology annotation, molecular function: transmembrane transporter activity. NCBI's taxonomy places the organism in Eukaryota, Metazoa, Chordata, Mammalia, Proboscidea, Elephantidae.